Colletotrichum phormii is the source of this 741-nucleotide messenger RNA. RefSeq lists its product as uncharacterized. The transcript is spliced from 3 exons. The record is from RefSeq and is a predicted model, not a curated record. Lineage: Eukaryota; Fungi; Ascomycota; Sordariomycetes; Glomerellales; Glomerellaceae. The coding region runs from base 1 to 741 and encodes 246 amino acids.
AUGACUGAGACCGUUCUUGUCUUCGGCGCCACGGGCAAUAUCGGCGUGGCCGUCAUCAUUGGUGCUCUGCGAGCCAAGCGACAUGUUAUUGCCGUUGUGCGCAGUCAAGCCAGUGCUGAAAAGAUGUUCAAGUACGUCGGCAGCCGCGACAAUAUCACUGUGGUUGAAGCCGAUCCCACUUCUGAGGACUCUCUCCGAGGAGUUGUCGACCAAAUUCGGGCUGGUAAAGUCCCUGCUUUCCAGCAUGUGUGGGCCUCGCCUGGAGGAAUUUACUGGGAGACUCCUAUCCUGGACAUUGACCCUGCGGCUCUUCGUGAGGUUCUGAAAGUGAACUUCGAGUCAUACUUCUAUGCCUAUCGUGCGACAGUGCCCUACUUGCUUGAGCAAGGGUUUGCCGACAGCACUUGGACCUUGUGUACAGGUGCUCAAGGCGACUAUGGUUUCCGCGCCGCUCCCGCAGUGACGCAAGGUGCUCUCUUCAGCUUUGCCAUUGCUGCGUCUCGGGAGAAUGAAAAGACAAACAUCCGCUUCAACGAGGUCUACCUCGCCUACCGAGUUCAGUUCGAAGUCGACGAUGAAAUCAGGAAGGCGUGGGCUGGAUAUCACUUGACCACCUGCGAUGAAUUUGCCCCCUUGUACCAGCAGCUUCUGGACAGAGUGGACAUCAGGGGCAGCAGAGUCAAGGCCAUCACUCCGAAGGAUGUUCUCGAACUCUCUGUUGAAAAGAGAUACAAGGCCUGA